This is a messenger RNA of Petromyzon marinus (sea lamprey), 5337 nucleotides long. It is a transcript of the gene AAGAB, whose product is annotated as alpha and gamma adaptin binding protein. NCBI's taxonomy places the organism in Eukaryota, Metazoa, Chordata, Hyperoartia, Petromyzontiformes, Petromyzontidae. The record is from RefSeq and is a predicted model, not a curated record.
UUUGACGCGCUCCGGCCACCGUCGUCGACGUCACCCCCCCCCCUGAUGGCGCGGCCCUCUGCGUCCGCUCCGUCAAGUUAAACGUUUCCCCAUCUUCAUUUUGAACUCAAUGUCAAUUUUAAUUUUGCGGGCAAUAAAACAACGACGACAACAACAACAAACUAAACCAUAGGGGUCAUGGCGUUGCCCUCGAUCGCCGUGGUCAGUUGCAGCGACAGCUUUUCGGCGGAGGAUCUCGUGAAACAGGUUCUGGGGAGCGAGGGCUCGGCGGACGAGAGCGUGACGAGCGAUGACGGCGUGGAGUCAUUCCCGUGGCGCAUCGACAACAAGUACUACUCGGCCAGCGUGCGCCUCUGUCCCCUGCGGAGCAAGUCCCUGGUGUCGCGUGAGUUCGGCGACUCGGUGCAGGCCUUCCUCGCCUACUUCGACGCGUCCAAGAAGGGGGCGCUGGCGCAGGUGUCGGAGUGGCUGUCGUUCUCUCAGCACUGGGUGCCAUCGGUGCUCGUGCUAGUGUGCGACCGCGUCGACGAGCAAGGUGUCUCUCGCAGGGAGGCACAGGAGUGGUGCAUCCAGUCGGCAUUUGAGUUGGUUGAGUUGAGUCCCCUUGAGGCCCUGGAUGAGGAUGAUGACUUCCCAGAGACGACUGGCAUCAAGAGGAUCAUUCAGGCCCUGAGUGCCCACGUGUGGCCUAACCUACAGAUGAAAGAGCGGACGGCCGGGGGGAUGCUGAGCUGCGCGUUGGGGGCCCUGGAGGGUAGGCGAGCGGGUCCCGGCACGCACAGGCAGUUCGACGAGGACGAGGAGGAAGGGGAGGAGGUUGACGCGGUGGAGGAUGAGGUGGAAGAGGAGGAGGCGGCGCAGGAGGCUGAGAGAGUCACCCCACAGCCGAACGGCGAGAGCAGGGGGGCGGCUGUGGAAUCGCUGCUGCAGACCGACAUCCAGGAGUUGGCGGCGCUCACCACGGCCGACUCGGCCGAUUGCGAGAACUUUGAGCGCCUCUACGAGAAGCUACGCGAGAUGAAAGACAGAGCAGUGACGAUGCCACACGGCCAGCGCAAGGUGCACGCCGAGAAGGUGGCCAAGGCGUUUUGGAUGGCUAUCGGAGGAGACCUGGAUGAAAUCGAUGGACUGUCAUCUGGGGAAGAUUGAGCCCCUUAAGACGAGGGGAUUAUGGCCUUCACAAGGAUCGCCUGCAAACUACUUUAAAAAACGCCUUUUAACGAAUCCCCACGCUACGCCCUGCAGCUGUUCAUCUUUGCUCCACAUUAGAAAUAGUUUCUCUUUGGACAACACCCUGCUAAGGGAUAUCAACUCGUCAAAUAUAGUCUUAAGUAAUUUCCGGCUCAAAUAAGAUCCGAGAGCAUCUUGUGUUUACAGCCCUGAACCAGUGGUGGAAAUUCUACAUUCCUACGGAGGGGAUGAUUCUCUCCACAGAAUAACCACUGUUGACUCCCCCACAAAGUGAUACUUAUUUUAUCGUCCCCACAGGGAUGAUUGGCUGAGUCAACCCCCCACCACAACCGCGGGUUGAACCCUCAAUCUUCUAAUUGCGAGCUGCUCCCUGCUGCUGUUUUCUGUCUAAGCCCCGAAUCAACCUUCACUCAGUGGGGGAGGUCGCUCCUUCUCCUUUGCUGCCCCAGCCAUCAGGAAGUCUCUUCCCCCCAGCCACCAUUCUCGCCGACUCCCUGCUCUCAUGGUUUGAGUCCAGGCUCACGUCAUGACUUGCCUCUGCCUAUGCCUGGCUGCCUCUCUCUGUGAAACAAGUAUUCCCACUGUCUUGAGAUGUAGCCUCUUGAGAUGUAGCCUCGUUUAGACGCCGUUUAAGUACAGCGAGUCCUCGUUGAACGCGGCAGUAGACGCCUUCCUGAAAAGUGCCCCGUUAGGUUAAGUAAGCGCGUUGAGCGAAAACAGUUUUCCCGUGAAUAAUGUCACGAUAAAGUCCUGACGAAAUACGAUGUAUUUCGUACACCACGCAGUGAGAUGGCGGGACAAACACCUUGGGGUACGCCGCAAUUUUUACUGUAUCACUCCGCGUACCGUAUCACACCGCUCGGCCGCACAGCAGCUCAAGAAAGUAGUUUUCCAUAGACCGUUCGGAAACCGCAUUGUAACGGUCCGCGCUCCGUUUCAUAACGGGCGCGUUGCGCGAGAUAUGUUGCCUCAUGCAAGAACUGCGUUAAAGCGAAAACGCGUUGAGCGACGGACUUUCCGUACACAUUGUAUUGGAUAUAGUGCCUCUAAUGGUUGCAGGGGUCACGUGAAGCCAUUAUGCAACACGUUGAAAAUAGCUGUCACGCUCGUGAUUCACGCAUGCAUCAUGAGCACAUUAGAAAGUUCUACUGCACGGUAUCCAUGCCACAGGCUGCGCCCUCCACCCUCCGUCUCAAUAGGCUCGUGACCUACGAUUUCAGAACGUCUCAUGUAAUGGAUUCACAUUGCAUCAGCAAGUAGAGGCCGCUGCACUGACCAAAUCCUUGAAACAGAACCCAUUCUUGAAACAGAACCCAUUUUCGAAUCGAACUGUGACCAUGAAUUGUCACGAUUGUAUUUGGGCAAAGGGAUGAAUUGUCAACACCCCCACGCCCGCGCCACCCACCACCGCCCACACAGUCGUCACAGACCACACUGAAAACGAAACGGAGGUUGUGGUGCAUGGCCACAUCUGCAAUACACCCGGGGUGCGUACAGUGGCCAAGAGCGCUUAUUGAACGACCUGUUUAGCCCGCAGCCGUCCCUUGGGCUACGGCGAAUCUGGGCGACUGCCCUUGGCCCCACGUUUUGAGGGGUGGGGUGGAGGCUUCGACGUCACAGUGUCGGAUGUGCUACUCCCGGUUUGGUUUGAAGGCGUGGCGGGGUGGGGGGAGAUUCUCCGUGUCCCGUACCCUCCCUAUGGACGACCCUGCCCAUAGCGCGUCGUCGUAACCGGAGCUUAACGCUGCGCGGAGCCGCCUCGCUGAACGUCGCGUCGUUCGUGUCAGAAUCCAGCCAAUCGGAGGAAGAGGCGCCGCUCAUUGGCUGAGCGGUUGCGUGACGUUGCGGGGCGCUCGGCGUCACCAAAGGCAGCGUUCAAUUGGAGCCAGCGCCCCGGACACGCCUCGUCGUGUCGCCACGGCAGAGCGCUCUGCACAUUGGAAACGCACCACGCUACCCCCACCCCCCCCACCGGCUUACAAACCAUUAUCGGAGCCGCGACAAUUAGAGCGCUUUGUUUUUGUUUGUGUGCCUUCGCGUCGUGUCGAGUGUCCUUGUGAAAAUCCGGCGCUCAUGCCAGCCAUCGGAACCCGAUACGUGGCCGUGGUGCUUGGUAACUCGGGCGACGUGGGGGUGUUUUUUGUUGUUGUUUAAACGUCGGUACAGUUGUCGUUCGCAAGUGCGCCUGCACUCGAUCGCACCACCGCCGCUGCACGCAAGCAGGUUUGAUAUGGAGGGGGCCGUCCGUAAAUGACGUCGAGAAAUGUGACGUCACGUGAAAAAUACGCAACUUUAAAUAAGUAUAGACAACACGUUCUACUUAAUUAAAUAGACUUUUUUUUUUAUAAAUGUUUUCUCCUACAACAUCAGAGUGCAGCGGCACAUUAAAUACGCGCUACAAUGACAAUAGUUUAAAGCGAUUUGAAGCAUGGGUUCUUUUAUUUUUUUGGGGGGGGGGGCAGAGCUUUGUGACGUCAUAUUUCAGGGGGGGGGGCUGACUUUUUGUGACGCCGUGUGAUGAGGGGAGGGGGGGGGGUCCAAAAUCGCGUGACGUCAUUUAUGGACGGCCCCUGGGCUGCUGCGUUCAUUCUGCACGCGUUAGCCAACCCGCACAGACCAACGUGGUGAAGUGUGGUCAAAGAAUCCCCCUCUGAAUACCCGCAAAUUCGUGGGGUGGAAUUACUCAUCCAACAGUGAAUUGGCAAAAAAAAAUGUUGAUAAAUUUACUGAAAUAACAAACAGGCCAUGUGUACAAACCUAAGCAUGCUGCUACCUUAAGUCUGCCUAUUCCAUUGUCUCUAGUUGUGCCUACAGUAAAAAAAAAUAUAAUUAGAUCUAACUGUUCUUUGUUUAACCAGGAAAGCCUGACUUGAGUCUCAAGACGUGUUAUCGAGGCGGUUCCUGCUACAUCAGUAUGGUUGGCGUUGAAUGAAUGUCAUUGUCAAAUGAGCGUUUUGCUUUGUUGGAGGAAACCCACCACACACACGAGGGAGAUGAUGUUUCUAAAGCUCCACAAAGAUUGAUUCGAGAAUGUUUUGCUGUACUGCCAUCUGCUGGCCCAACUUGCUUUCCUGCGUCGACUCUGCUGUCUCCCCUCUAUGUGUAAAAUGAUCUUGGAUUAAUUCUAAUGUUUUUGAUCGUUUGUGUAGGCCUAAAUCGCGAAUAACGUUAAUCAAGUUAUUUCCGUAUUUUGUUUAAUGCAGGGUUCUUUCAACGCUAAUUUCCCAGGAGGCCACGUGAUACAAUGACCAUGUGUUCUGGUGGCCCAUGUGAUAUCAAUUGUAACGCGAUGUCUUCGCGAAAGCGUCGCGUUGCGUCAUGACAUUACGUGCGUAACGGCUAUCGCUAAACUGGAUCUCUUAUUUAUCUUGCUUUUGAUCUGGUUAAUCUGCAUCUCUGUGUCUUGGCGGGCCGUAGCUGAAUGCGGUCACCCACCGAAACCUCUUUUUCCACUGCACAAGCCGAGCCGUGCCGCUGACAUCACGCGGAGCGAAUAGUGGCGACGCAGUGAUGCCGGGAACUCGCCAUGUCUCAGCUGAAGUCGUGCCCAAUGAACGAGUUAGUACCUUCCCCCCACUUGGCCCUGCUUGGUCCCGUCCCCCCCCCCCCCCGUCAGAUUCAUAUCAAAAACUAAAACCAUUUAUUUUUAUUUUACCAGGUAAGGUCCACUGAGCAUAUCGUAGUUUGGUACCAGCUCGGCUCGGAUGUGCCAGUGGAAAAUUGUAUUCGAGCCUUCGGGGCCCAGGUGUGACCCGCGGGUCCCCAAUUGAAGGACUGAUGUGUUGUGCAUAAUGUUAUUUCAAGUUUUAUAUGUACACAUUAAUUGUUAUUGAGCUAGUUUCGUCAAUCAACUUGAAAUCACGAGCACUUGUGAUCACUUCGAAACCAACCGGCUUCGCUACAGGACUGGUGACGCCACAGUACGGCAUUCUCCACACACGCCGUGAUUGGUUCAUGGAGCCCAUAUCAUUUCGAAUGCCGGCUUAGUGAUUGGCCGCAUCAAGCUACAUGCGCGUGUGUGUUGGUGGAGGUCUGGUUGUCGACUGAAUUGUGUAUGUAGUGGUGGUGGUGAUGCAAACGUGUAGUUUUUGUACACAUUUCUAUGUACAUUGAAAAUAAACGUUGAUCAGCAGGGUGUAUACUGUA